Molecule: messenger RNA, 2004 nt
Organism: Trichoplax adhaerens
Lineage: Eukaryota; Metazoa; Placozoa; Uniplacotomia; Trichoplacea; Trichoplacidae
Exons: 14
Coding region: 1-2004 (667 amino acids)
Biological process (GO): cell-cell adhesion
Cellular component (GO): focal adhesion; plasma membrane
Molecular function (GO): integrin binding
Source: RefSeq, a predicted model, not a curated record
AUGGCCAGCAAAGUUCUUGCUCGGACUAGUAUUUAUUCCAAAAUUAGAAGGAGCUUAAGCCAAGCUAAAGCUAUUGCACUGUUAUGUACAACUCAUGCACUCCUUCCUCCUACUGAAUCUUAUCUUUUGGGUUGUACUGUUGCUAAUAUUGCUAUGGAUGCAGAUAACCAUGCCGUACUGGAAGAAUAUAAUAUUUCAUACGCACUCAGGCCGUUGCUUUCAUCAAAGGAUCCUUUCAUGCAAUAUCAUGCCGCUCGCUGUUUAGUCUACAUGGGCUAUUAUGAUUUACAUAUCUAUCUCUUUAGCCAAGAUUAUGAUGAAAUGUUGGGCGACGUAAUAUACGCCAACGAUAAUCAAUCUGAGCACGACUAUAUCAGGGGCACGACUUUAGAACGAAUUGUUGAAAUAUUAACUGGAAAUUCAUCGGUUUUAUGGGGUGGCUCAUCGCUGACACGAAAUUCGUCCGGUGAUUUACGAGAGAAUAGUGAUGAAAAACAUUCGACUGUUCUCGCAAGUGAACAAAUAUUAGAGUUUAUCUUGACCAUGUUUUCAACGUUUGUUAGCGCUGAAAUAUUGAUGAAUUUAUUACUGCAUCGAUUUCGUCAUCCAUCUGCAUCUCGAAUAUUUGGAUGGAAGAUUAAAUCUAGUUCAUCACCCAUCGAUAGUGAAAAUCCCAUGGAAAUGUAUUCGCCAUUACCUUUAGUUCACGUUUAUUUAAUGAGAGUAUGGGAAAUGUGGUUGGAAAACUUUUCUGAUGAUUUCGUUACCAAUUACGGCUUAGCGAUUUCCUUGAGUAAACUUAUUCCAUCUAUGAGACUUGCCGGUGGUCCUUAUCGACCGGCUGCAGCGAGAUUGGAAGAACUCUUAGGCAAAAUAAAGACCCGAAAAUUAUCUGACUCUAACCUUGAGGGAACAGGUUCCUUUGAAGCGAUCCAUAAUAAACUAUAUGAACAGUGUAAGUUUGAUAUUAUCGGUGGAACGCAACCUUGCUCUAUCGAAGAAGCUGCAAAACUCGCUAGCAUUCAGCUUUAUAUUGAGGAUAUCACCGGUGUUAUAGAAGAAAAUCAUGACAAUAACUAUUCAUUACACUUCCUAAAGCCAAAGAAACAAAUUUUAAUCAAUAAUCCUGACCAGGAUUUGGUUGUUAGCAGAGCAUCUAGUAGCCGAAUAAAGUAUUGCUUGCCUAACGUCUUUGCAAAAUCAAAAUUGGCAACUAAAAUGGUCAAAGAACUGCACGAAGAUUUAUGUCUAGAUAAUCCAUCAGAGCGAAACGCGAAGCAUUCUUACAUCGAUUAUUGCCAAUCGUUAACAACGUAUGGUUGCUGCGUCUUUAAUUUAGAGGAAGUGAUUGUUGUCGCCAAUAGUAAGCACAAACGUCCCAAAGCAGAAUACGAGAAACGAUUGCUAUGUAUACAUCCAAAACAUGUCAUUAUGAUUGAUGCUAAAACAAAGGAAAAGAUCUCGUAUAAUAGCUUUCAAACACUAAAACGUUGGGAACCAGGACAUUUUGGCCAUGUGGUUACGAUGCAGUUGACUUUUACGAAUAAAGCACAUACCUUCCUUCUGGAGGAUGAACAGCAAUGGCAGGAAUUAGAUCUGCUAUUUUGGGCAUGUAUUGAAGAAUUAGACUGGCAGCGAAUCUCAAAGAUGAGUAAAACUCCCUGGAGUAAACUAGCUGAGGAAACUCAGACUUGGGGUCGAGCGGCAGCGGCAGCACAUGCUAGAACGAUUACUGUUCAGGCUGCAGCAAGAUUGAGUAGUUCUACGGCUACCGAAGAAGAUCUUGAAAAUUAUCAUAGUGUAGCAGAGUUAAAAGCAAAAACCGUCAGCCACGGUGGUAGUUUGUCUUCUUUAGGAUCAGGAAGUGUAACUCUUCGUCGAAGUAGUACUGCCAAACAGUCUUCUAAUGGAAGUUCUUAUUCAAGCGGCAAGGACGUUGAUGAACGGCUAAGAUCAGUUCCAAUGCGAAGAAGAUCACAUCAAAAUAAUGGUAAUGUUCAAUAG